AAAUAAAAUAUUUGAAGCAAGAUUCUCUGGGCAGUUUCAUAGCCGGCCGGACGCCACUCUAUCCCGGCCGUCGGCCGCGGUUCAGGCUCUCCUUCCAUUAGAAGCACUCUUCUAGUUUAGACUUUAUAAUAGAGGCGCUGAGGCCUCACCCUUUUCCCUGGUGUUGCAAGUUGCAACACACAGCGUCCGGCGAGAUCGGCGAUCAGAAACCACGAGCCCACCCACCAUCCGGAACGCGCGCGAUGUGUCCCAUCAGAGGUGGUGGUUGUUCUUGGCCAGCGUCCGUCGUCGGCUCUGCCACGGCGGCGCUGCUCCUCGCCGCCGUCAUCGUGCGGCUCUUCGUCCCCCGUGCCUGUUCUUCAGGAAUUAUCAAGGGGCGGCGGCAGGUAGGUGCUGGUGCUGCCGGAGGAGCACGGCUCCCUGCCGGCUCGCUCGGGUGGCCGCUCCUCGGCGAGACGCUGGCGUUCAUCCGGGCCGCGUACUCGCCUCGCCCGGAGUCCUUCGUCGAGAAACGCCGCGUCUUAACUGAGAUUGACCGAGGCGAGGACGACGACGACGACCGAUCGACUGCUCGAUGUCACAGGUACGGGAAGGUGUUCAAGUCGCACCUGUGGGGGUCGCCGGCGGUGGUGAGCUCGGACCCGGAGGUGAGCCGCGCGGUGCUGCAGGCCGACGCGUCGGCGUUCGUUCCAUGGUACCCGCGAUCGCUCAUGGAGCUGAUGGGGCAAUCGUCCAUCCUAGUGCUCGGCGGCGGCCUCCAGCGCCGGGUGCACGGCCUCGCGGGCGCCUUCUUCAAGUCGCCGCAGCUCAAGGCGCAGGUCACCCUGGACAUGCAGCGCCGCGUCGGCCGCGCCAUGGACAUGUGGGGCAGGCGGCGCCAUCGGAGCAUGGGCGACGACAGCGGUGGUAUGCCCGUGCGUGUGCAGAACGAGGCCAAGUCGAUUGUGUUCGAAAUCCUAGUGAGGGCGCUGAUAGGGUUAGAGGAAGGGGACAAGAUGCAGUACCUCAGGCAACAGUUUCAAGAAUUCAUUGCCGGUUUGAUAUCACUUCCGGUUAAGCUUCCGGGGACUCAACUCUAUAGAUCCCUCAAGGCUAAGAAGAGGAUGACAAAGUUGAUAAAAACGAUCAUCCAAGAGAAGAGGAAGAAGAUGAUGUCGGAAGGCGACGAUCUGCGUGGUGGGACUCAUCCACGUGAUAUGAUCGACGUCCUGCUAGGCAACGGCAACGACGAGCUCACCGACGAGCUGAUAUCUGACAACAUGAUCGACUUCAUGAUCCCUGCAGAGGACUCCGUGCCCGUGCUCAUCACGCUGGCCGUCAAGUACCUCAGCGAAUGCCCACAGGCUCUGCAGCAACUCGAGGAGGAGAACAUGGAGCUCAAGAGGCAGAAAUCAGGCGCGGGAGAAACCCUAGAAUGGACAGACUACAUGUCGCUCGCCUUCACACAGCACGUGAUCACGGAGACGCUGCGGAUGGGCAACAUCAUCAACGGGAUCAUGCGGAAGGCGGUGCGAGACGUGGAGGUGAGAGGCCACCUGGUCCCGAAGGGCUGGCGCGUCCUCGUCUACUUCCGCGCCGUCCACCUCGACGCCGCCGUCCACGACGACCCGCACGCCUUCAACCCCUGGAGGUGGAAGGAGAGGCCCGACGUCGUGGCCAUGAGCGGCGGCGGCGGCGGCGGCUUCACCCCGUUCGGCGGCGGCCAGAGGCUGUGCCCUGGGCUCGACCUGGCAAGGCUCGAGGCCUCCAUCUUUCUGCACCAUCUCGUCACCAAUUUCAGGUGGGUGGCGGAGGAGGACACCGUCGUCAACUUCCCCACAGUGCGGCUCAAGCGAGGGAUGCCAAUCGCAGUGACGCCCAGAACCUGCUGAACGCAACGCAACUUGCCAGGCAAAACCAUACUAUACAUUUAUACUCAACUAAAGAGGUGUGAGAAAUAAUACAGUACAUGCAUGCAUGUAAUGGAGGGCGAAAUUAAAAGUUGGCACGGCAAAGAAGCUGCUGGUAUGCCAAAAGUUCAGUUUGCAAAUUAUAUAGUUUAAUUACUAUUACACUAGGGAGACCCUAUGCAUGUCUGAUGCCUCGUUGUGAAUC
This is a messenger RNA of Zea mays, 2094 nucleotides long. RefSeq names its product cytochrome P450 90D2. The record is from RefSeq and is a predicted model, not a curated record. Lineage: Eukaryota; Viridiplantae; Streptophyta; Magnoliopsida; Poales; Poaceae. Gene Ontology annotation, biological process: sterol metabolic process; multicellular organism development; brassinosteroid biosynthetic process. The transcript is spliced from 7 exons. Gene Ontology annotation, molecular function: heme binding; iron ion binding; oxidoreductase activity, acting on paired donors, with incorporation or reduction of molecular oxygen, NAD(P)H as one donor, and incorporation of one atom of oxygen. The coding region runs from base 243 to 1871 and encodes 542 amino acids.